This is a messenger RNA of Mercurialis annua (annual mercury), 542 nucleotides long. RefSeq names its product transcription factor bHLH61-like. Bases 29 to 478 code for a protein of 149 amino acids. Gene Ontology annotation, molecular function: protein dimerization activity; DNA-binding transcription factor activity; sequence-specific DNA binding. The transcript is spliced from 4 exons. Gene Ontology annotation, cellular component: nucleus. Lineage: Eukaryota; Viridiplantae; Streptophyta; Magnoliopsida; Malpighiales; Euphorbiaceae. The record is from RefSeq and is a predicted model, not a curated record. Gene Ontology annotation, biological process: regulation of DNA-templated transcription.
CAGAAAAAAACAUCACAAAAAAAAAAGUAUGUCUUCCCGGAGGCAAAAGAAAGCAGCUCUUUAUGAGAAGCUAAAUUCACUUCGAGAUGCUACCACUUCUACUUCUGUGAAUAAAACCUCAAUCAUAGUAGCUGCAUCAAAAUACAUACAAGAAUUGAAAGAAAAGGUGGAAAGACUAAACCAAGAGAUUGAAGCUUCCCACAAUCAAUUGCCUGUGGUUACGGUGGAAUCGUUAGAAAAAGGUUUUCUUAUUAAUGUAUUCUCAGAAAAGAACUGCCCCGGUUUGCUUGUUUCGAUAUUGGAAGCUUUGGAGGAAUUGGGGCUUGAUGUUCUUGAUGCUAGGGUUUCAUGUGAAGACAAUUUCCAACUUGAAGCUGUUGGAGGAGAAUACCAAGGAGAUGGUGAUAGUAUAGAUGCUCUAGCGGUGAAAAAGGCAGUGGUGCAAGCUAUCAAAAACUGGAGUGGAAGUAAUGAUUAAAAAUUAACCAAAAUCUUGUAUAUGUUUCCCAUAAAUAGCCGAUGCAAAACAAAAAUUUCUCAAA